Molecule: messenger RNA, 645 nt
Organism: Salvia splendens (bonfire salvia)
Lineage: Eukaryota; Viridiplantae; Streptophyta; Magnoliopsida; Lamiales; Lamiaceae
Product: VQ motif-containing protein 11
Exons: 1
Coding region: 46-453 (135 amino acids)
Source: RefSeq, a predicted model, not a curated record
CCACAAUUUUCAUCUCUCCAAAACUCUCUCUCUCUUUUCUCUACAAUGGCUGCUUCUUCUCCCAACCAUUCCUCUCACCGAUCCAUAUUCCACGACCCGGAUACCACAUUCGUCCAAACCGACCCGGAAACAUUCCGGGAAGUCGUCCAAAGGCUAACCGGCGCCGCCGCAGGCAGCCGUGACUCCGCCGCCUUCAACCUCCACGAGAGAAGGACAACCGUGAGAAAGCUCAAGAUCAAGCUCGGCGCAAGCAACCGGCGCGGCGGCGCGGUGAUGGAGUCGCCGGUUUCCACGCUGGAGUACGCGGGGAGCCCGGCGACUCCGAGCGACGAGGAAGAGAGGGCCAUUGCGGAGAAGGGGUUUUACUUGCACCCGAACCCGUUUGGCACUCCGCCAGGAUCCGACCCGCCUGAGCUGCUGCCUCUGUUUCCACUCCAUUCACUUAUUAACUGAUCCUCUUUUUAUGGUUUUAGUUUUAGUUAAUUUUGGUGGAUUAGUUGAUCAGUAUUAGUAGUGUUGUGUGAUUUUUAGUUUUAGAAGAGCUUAAAUAAGGUUUUGUGAGUUUUUACUUUUUAUGUUCCAUUUUAUUUGGGUUUUAGUAGUAUAAAGAAGAUGUCGGUUUAAAUUUUUGUGUGGCAUUUCCAA